GGUUUACAUAUAAAAACGAAAAUGGAUGAUGAGAGAUUGGAAACAAACAUCUCCUUCUUCCUUCUCUAUCAUCUCUUCCCCAUUCAUCUCCUCCUUCUGAAAACCCUAAUUUUCUUCCUCUCAUCUCUAACCUCUGUCUUUGUCUUCUCUGUUUGAUCGAUGAUAAGGUAACUUCAAAAAGCCGCGUCAAUUCUCACCUUGUACCAACAGGAAAAAUAAGGUUUCAGGAUCGAUUUGGAUCUUGAUUUUAAUGAUCUGAUUGGUAUUGAUUCGGACAUAUUGGGGGGGUUUUAGCUGAUCGGACAGAGAUUUUGUGUAAUGGCGACAACAAAUGCUUGCGAUGCCGACACGCUUCUGCCUCCACGGAAGCGGUUACUCGCCGGAUUCAAGAAACAGAGCUCCAACGGAUCCUCUUCCACUUCAUAUUCAGACGGUUCCUCCUCUAUUUCGGCAGACGUGCAGACCUACCUCGACAAUCUUCUGUCUUCCCAGCUCAACGAUGACAACCACGGUCGCUCUCCCGAGGAGCUAGCUCAGGCCUCGAAAGCAACUGCUGCUUUAGCGGCUAAGAUCGCUAAGGCGGCGAGAGCCGCGGCUAACGAGAAAGCCUUUAUUGCUUCAAAGGCGGUAGCUGCAGCCAAGAGUGCGUUGGAGCUGUUCGCUUCGUUUCCCGCUGAGACUGUGAAGGAGAGGUCUCCAAGGAAGAACAAGCAGAAGAAACAUGUCCCCGUUCAUGUUCUGUAUUCAAAAGGUGUCGCGGAUGAGGAUUUAGCGCGUAGGCUGAAUCGAGCUAUAGACAAUUCUCCUAGAGUCUUGACUGGUCACAGAAACAAGAAGCAGAAGAGCGUAGCUAGUACUAUGUACGAUGGGCAUGAUGUUGCUGGUGUUGUGGAUUCAGACACAUCUACUGACGAUGAAAUAGACAGAACACGAGUGAACAAGAAGGUUCUCUUAUGCGAUGAUAGUGCGCUGAAGGAGAAAACAGGGGAAGGGAGUGGUAGCUCAUUGGGGAAAAGAAGAGGGAGAGUGAAGCUAAAGAAGUUGGCUUUGAGCAAGUGUGCCUCGAAGGAUCAAGAAAACGGAAUCAUCACCAAGUCUCCAUUAGCAGGAUCCGUUGACCCGCUGGCUCAGCAGGAAGGUUCUAAUGGUGGUGUGGGCCAGGUGAGAUCAUAGCCAGGACUAUCAUGGAAGUGUUAGGAUGUAAAAGUUACAGGAAUGUGUGAAACAGGAAGGAAUUUGUGCGUUCAUAUCAACUUUUUUACCUAAUAGGGGUAAGAGAGUGCAGAUCCAGCAGCAUUGCCAUUUCCAGUAGAAUCCUUGUGUUGUUACUUUUUUUUUAUUGUUCUGCUUUUUUGGGUAAUGUGUUUGAAUUUAUUUGUAUAUUUGGGAAUAAUAUUCUAGACAGGUAGAUUUUAUAUAUACGUUGUUUUUAACUGUUAAAUGCUGGUUGUUGAAUUA
This is a messenger RNA of Brassica napus (rape), 1458 nucleotides long. RefSeq lists its product as uncharacterized. Lineage: Eukaryota; Viridiplantae; Streptophyta; Magnoliopsida; Brassicales; Brassicaceae. The transcript has 2 exons. The record is from RefSeq and is a predicted model, not a curated record. Bases 319 to 1173 code for a protein of 284 amino acids.